This is a messenger RNA of Archocentrus centrarchus (flier cichlid), 3136 nucleotides long. RefSeq lists its product as uncharacterized. The transcript is spliced from 11 exons. The record is from RefSeq and is a predicted model, not a curated record. Gene Ontology annotation, molecular function: molecular adaptor activity. Bases 219 to 2462 code for a protein of 747 amino acids. Gene Ontology annotation, cellular component: Golgi apparatus; centrosome. Gene Ontology annotation, biological process: centrosome cycle; positive regulation of microtubule nucleation; regulation of Golgi organization. Lineage: Eukaryota; Metazoa; Chordata; Actinopteri; Cichliformes; Cichlidae.
CUCCGGUGUGUUGUAAGCAGCUCCAGCUCAGUUCCCGGUGGAGAUUUUUCCGGUUAGGAAUCUUUAGCUUUGCGCCGCUCGUAUGUUCAGCUGAUUUUUGUCGCGACCAUGAAGCUCUGCGUCUGCGCUCUGAGGCUUUGCUCCCUCUGAGAGGCCCGGAGGACUUCAGCUUUUCACAUCUAUUGGCUAACGAGGGGAGCAGCAUCAUCCAUCAGUCCAUGAUGUCCUCCAGAAGUAAGAACGACCUGUGCCGAAUAUGUGGCGGGAAUCUUCAGGGAAACCAACGGCGAUGGCUGUUUGGGAGCCAGAAUAAGAAGCCUGGUCAGCCUAAGACCCCAGCAGGGUCCCUGAGGGGCAGGAGCCUGUCCCAGUCCUCACAGAGCAGCCCCUGGGGCAGCACGAUCUCUCUGGGUUCCUCUGUUUCUCUCUCCAAGUCCCUGUUGUCUGUGAGCUCCCCCUCCAAGAGCAUGGAUCUGCUCGCAGUGUUGACCCACAUAGUGGGGCAGUCUGUACCACGGGGCAGCGGGCAGGGCGAGUUUGUGUGUGGCAAAUGUGUGUGCCUCCUGGAACAGGUGUUCAAGUUUGACACAGUCAUAGCCAGGGUGAGGGUGCUUUCGUCCGAGCGCCUUCAGAAGCUGAUGCAAGAGAGAGAUAAAAUGAGGCAGUGGGUGCGCCAAAGCUACUGCCAGAGGCACCCGCAGGACUUUCAAAACAGAAGCAGCACCAGCGAGGAGGAUGGCGAGGUGGAGAAGGAAGGAUACCGGGAGAUGCUCAAGGAGAAUAUGGCGCUUUCUGAGUAUGAGUGCUGGUCUGAGAAGUGGGACACAUGUCCAUAUUUUAUCAAGACGGGUAAAAGAUGCAGAAAAGGGAAGGGAUGUGAGGGCUGUGAUUCCUUACGGGUGUCUGACUCGGAUUAUGAGUCUGUCUGUGGGGUUCCUCGUAAUAUGCCUUUUCAACCCUUUUCCCCGUUGUCCCGGGACAAGUCCCAGAGCAUGCCCCUCCACUGGCAGAGGGGGCCGUCAGUCAGCUCCAGCCCAGCCUCACUGGCAGGGUCUAGUCUCUCGUUACGAGCACCUUCCCGCACUGAGUCCACUCAGUCUCUCGACUCCCUGGAUGGGAAUGACCCAUUUGAGCCCAUGAGUGAUCAGUCAGUCAGCUUCAUGCUGAAGGAACUGAGAAGUAUUGGAGGGAAGCCGGUCAGUUCGCCAUCAGGGAGUAGGAUCCCCGUUCUGGGAAAAAGGGAUAGGAGGGACUUGGGAAAAAUCGGGGAGACCGCAUCACCCAGAGUGACCAGGGUGCUGAAUUUUGUGGAUGUGGCGAAUGGAGGGGAUGAAGAGGAUGGGGAUGUCCUAACAGAGCUGAGGGACGAGUUCAUGCCACUUCAUCGAGAGAGCACUGCAGCCAGAGCUCAUCAUGGUAUCAGGCAUCUAAAAGGCCAACUCGACCAAGCUGCUUCCCGCAUCAGGACCCUGGAGGCUGAGCUCAAACAUGGGAGAAACAAACCAGAGGAAGUCAACGGCUCACAAGACUGGGCUCCUCAGCUCCAGGAGGAGGGUGGCAGCUCCCUGCUGCAGAGCCUCUGUCUCUCCCUUCAGAGCCGCGAGCGUCUGAUCCAGGAGUGUGUGGCUCUGAUCGGCAGGCUGUGUGUGGAGGAGGGAGCAGGGACCGAGCUGGCCAACAGGCUGAUGGAGAAACUGAAAGAGACUCUUUCUGAGAACAAGACUGCUCUGGAGACUCUGAGGUCUGAGGUGGCUGAAGAAGAGAAGAGGGCAGAGAAGGAGAUGGAGGCUCUGAGGAAGGCCGGGCGAGACAGAGAGCGAGACCUCGACACCCUGAACGCUGUGCUGCAGUGCAACCAGGAUAUCAUCAAUGACCUGCGGGUGGCUCUGGGGGAGAAGGAGCGGCUGCUGAAGGAAGUGGAGAAAGAGCGGGAACUCUGGAGACAGAGGGACGGGGCCCUCGCUGCUGUCCUGCAGGAGAAGGAGGCUCUGAUCCACACCUUCAAAGAGCAGCUGGUGAACUUUCAGAAAGGGGUGGAGCAGUCUGAAGGGGGCGUGGCUGAGCUAGCAGCCUUGUUGAGGGAUCAAGAGGAAAGCAGCGCCACCUUGUGCCAGGAGGUCACCAAACUUACUGCGGCCCUGCAGGAAUACCAGGACAUGGUGCAGAGUCAGCAGGAGAGUCACAGGCAGGCGGCGUCCUCUCUGACAGCUCAGCUCCGGGACGCUCGGCGGGAGCUGAAGGAGCAGGAGAAGGAGAAGAAGGAGGCCGACAGAGCCUGGCAGGCUGACAGGGAGGAGCGAGAGCGAGGGGAGAGGAGGCUGAGGGACAGCCUGGAGAAGAGGGACAAACUCAUCGAGCAAAUCCUUCUGGAUGCUGAAGAGCGCGACCGUCUGUUCAGAGAGCUGCAGCAGAACCUGCAGAACAAACGGGAACCUGUGACCGCCGUCAAACACACACUGUGAUGGAGGAGGAAGAGGAGGAGGACUGAUGCAAACUCGCUGCACAAAGAUGGAGGAGCAUGUUGCACUUUUGGCCUCCUGAACAUAUUUAUUGUGGUGCACAUUUAUUUAUUUUCUCCUGACACAUUAAUGAGGCUGAAGGAAAGUGGUAUUGUCCUCCGGUGCUGCUUUUCUCUCUGGAGUGAGAGGUGUGAUUGUUUUCUGGACGGGGAAAUCUCAGGUCUAGCUUCUUGUAGCUGGAUGUUUAAUACUUGAUUCAAAAAUGAGCAAAUUACUGUAUACAGUUAAUUUUGAAUGUAACGGGGAGUGAGAUGAUUUCAUGCAGCAGAAAUGUCUCUGAAUGGUUGUUAGAGGAUGUGAGGAUCAGACAGGAGCGGGUACGAUAUUUCUUUAAAACGAUUUUUGCCUGAUUAGAAUCUUUAAAGCUCUUUAAUAAUUUUUUUUUUUUUUUUUUUUUUUUUUUUAGGAUAAAUCUGCCUGUUUUUGUGUUACAGUGCUGCUGUUGCACUCUGUAAACAUACAACCAAAGAAAUGAUUUUAACUGCUUUCAUUUUCUUUAAAUGUCUCUUUUCUAUUUUUCUGGACUUAUUUUUAAUCUUUAGUGUUUACAUGUCUCGUAUUGUUGGUCUUACUGUAAGAGACAUUUUCCCCCUUUUAGCUCAAGAGGAUUAAACACU